Acaromyces ingoldii is the source of this 1159-nucleotide messenger RNA. RefSeq lists its product as hypothetical. The transcript is spliced from 3 exons. The record is from RefSeq and is a predicted model, not a curated record. The coding region runs from base 286 to 1095 and encodes 269 amino acids. NCBI's taxonomy places the organism in Eukaryota, Fungi, Basidiomycota, Exobasidiomycetes, Exobasidiales, Cryptobasidiaceae.
ACCCACUCGCUCACGUCUCCGGCUUUUUUCUUUUCACCUAACCUCUCUUCUCCUUCACCUUGCCAUCCUCCCCUGCCUACACCCUACCCUGUCCCCUCAUUCUCUCUUCUCUCCGUCCUCCAACCCUUGCUUGACACCUUUAAACCACGAUUGCUUCACACUCCUCGUCGCUUCCCGUCGGAUCGUCAAGGAAGGACUCCUCCCGGAAUCGCUACCCCACACCAUAGCUCUCGUCGUACGCUCCUUGAAUCCUUUUCUCUUUCCCCCUUCUUUUCACAAUAGGAAAUGGCUUCAUCCGUCGUCUUCCGCGCCGUCGCGCUUCUUUUGGUUGCGGUGUCUAUGGCUUUGGCCCAAGUGACACCCUCGGUUUCUACGGACCCACUCGGCGGCUCUACAUUCACGACGCCGGUCUACAGUCCUUCUCAGACAUUCACACCCGUCACGACAUACGCGACGGCUGCCUCGCGCACCCCGACGACCAUUGGCGGCGCUACCGGCCCUUCGCCUGCGACAGGGUCGUACGCAUUCACCUAUGAUGCACCGAUUUCCACUGUCACCAACACCCCGCUGGACAAUGUCCUAAGCAGCGUUGCGGCCAAUGGCGAGCCGACUGACUACACGAGGCCUUUCCAGCCUAACCCUCCUCUCUCACACCUUCCAUCCCCUAUUGACACACUUCCCCCUCUUUCGCCAUUCUCUAUCGAUCUUGCGGUGUCAUCCUCGAGACAGGACCUGCAACCGCAUACAUACCACUUUUUGCCUCUUUCUCUCCCUCUCUCUCUCGGUGUACUUUCGCUCGCUCGCUCGCUCGCUUUACAUCUAUUUGUGCUUGCCUACUACCCCACUUCCUCCCCUUUUCCAGUCUUAGUCUUUCUGCAAACCAGUCCAGAGACAGCCUCUCUCACACGCACACUCUCAAGCGAAUCCCAGAAAAGAUUCUUGUUGUGCUUUUUGCGGAUGGAGAAAAGCGUCAUUCAUGUUCCGAUCUCUUGUCUGAUGGAGCUCUCCAAAGGCGAAUCCCACUCUUCCAAGUCGAAAGUUCAUUCACCGGCCAGAGCGUGCCCCUUUCCCGCCGCGAAAGACGAAGCAAUCUAGCCUUGAUGUUGCCGACAAAAAGGGCAUUCGUGAAGUUAUCGAUCAUAUGGGUAACACUACAGAU